Molecule: messenger RNA, 10945 nt
Organism: Pocillopora meandrina
Lineage: Eukaryota; Metazoa; Cnidaria; Anthozoa; Scleractinia; Pocilloporidae
Source: the annotation of a GenBank genome assembly
UUGUGUCUCAACAGCCGCCAUAUUCUUGCAAUUGCCCUUAGUGCUCCUUUUUCUGUGGUACAUACCUUUUCCCAUCAGAAUGUUUCAUGCAUGAGGCUUUUCCAUGAUUUCUCACCACAGUGACUGAUAGCGUUAUUGUAAAGAAAAUAGCCGAGAAAGUGGUAAGAAUUGUUAUCAAAAAUUGUUCAAAGAGACAUUUGGGUUUGGAACGACGCCGGUGAGCUCGCAACUGCCGAAGUUUCAGUGCUUGGAACACAUUGUAAAGGGGUGACACGCAAACAAGAAUUAUAACACGCUCAAUAUUUUGGCUGGUUUAUCAGACCUGCAACCGAAGAACUUUUACUUUGGCAAAAACUGCCGAGAAGAAAGCGUUUAUCAGAACGAUGGCGAACACAGCUCGUGCCAGAGUCUACUCGGACGUAAAUGUACACCGGCCUAGAGAAUAUUGGGAUUAUGAAUCGCAUGUUAUUGAAUGGGGGUAAGUAUUCCUCAUUCUUUCCCUUUUUGUAAUUCACUAGACGUGAAAAUCAGUGAGUAAAUAGACGCCUUUGUGAAAGCGGUAUUUUUUCGUUUAAGUGAUUAACAAUCCAGCUAAGCCUUGGACAAGCGCAAGUGUUGUGCACCAACGUGGUUUAUUGUCCGAAACGAAGCAUGAGUGACGAAACGGUCUGCUAUCUAAGGAUAAUAAACUGUUAUUUGCAAAAAGCAGUUUUUAUUGAACGUGAAAUUCCACGUUUCAAUAUAGCAUACGCAUUAGGUUUUGUAAUUGCUACAUAUAGACUUUUAAGCGGUAGCGUAUGCAAUUUCAAAUUCUAUUGACAUUUUUGUGCUAAAUUAUGCGAGAUUUCUGUAACCUUUACUUUGAUUAACAUUGUGUGUACAAGUUAUUUUGAAAUUUUAGGGGAGAAUUUAGGAUAUAUUUUGUGGUAUUAAAUUAUAGAGGCAUUAGAUGGAUUGAUUUUUUUAGAAUAUAUUUUUCAAACUUAGUAAUCUAUUUUAAUAUUCAAAUCAGAGUUGCCAUAGAGCUUAGCUCUCAAUACUUUUCAUCAAGAUUAGUUUUAUUUGAUCUUGAAGAAAUGCACUGCCUCAAGGGGGUGGUUUCACAUCUGGCUUUCUUUGCUAUUACCUUCCACCAUGAUUUAGCUGCCAUUGCAGAUAAGCAUGUGAUUAAGGUAUUUAAUUCUCAGAAUUUACCAUCACACAUAAGUCAUACAACAUUCUGAGGGAAAAACAGAUAAAUAUUUAAUGAAAUUCAGCUGAAGUGCAUAUAAUUGAAUUUGCCAUUUCAGCAGAGUUAUAAUAUUGCACAUGUUACCAUGGUCCAUAAAGGGAAAACAGUAUCUCAAAAUUAGCAAUCAGUUUGUACAUCAGGGUGUAUUCAUGGGAGUAUGAAACAUGCUGGAAGUUUUGAGAGAAUGAGAGAAGCAUUUACAUAACCAAAUUUAGAAGGCAACCACUGAAAUGAAGCCAAAAAUAUGCUUAUUGUGUAGAACAAUUGUUAAUGCAUUAUCGCAUGAAGAUGUACUCAUCAACAUUGAAAAUUUUCUGUUUGUGUGCGGAAAAAGCAACUUACAUUCUAACCUUAAAUGCACAUGCACAUUGAUGUUAUUUUCUCAAAAACCAAAUUCUGGAAGUGCUUGAGUUUGCAUCACAUCCCAUUCCCUUUCCAAGAUUUGCUAAUUAAUGGCUGGUUACAUGGAAUGCACUUCAAAUCCAGGAAAAUUUCAAAAGUCCAAAUUUUUACCUUUUAGGAAGCUAUAGCACAGACUGGGAGAUUUGCUGUAUAUCUGAGAAACUAGUGAAUACAUCAGAAAAGUAAAUUCUUUAUUUUGUUAUGGGCAUGUGACAAAAUGACCAUAACAAUUUUGAAAAGAGCUCUGAUCAAUUGCUGCUAUCUUCCAUACAUUGUGAUAUAAAUGCAAUUCAUGGCCAUGUGUUUCCUCUAUUUCAUUUUUACUUUCUUUUCCUUUGGAUUAGAAGGGAUUACUUAUCAAUAUCUUGAGGUAGUUUGUUUAUUACUAGUCAAAGUAAAAAAAUAAUAACAAUAAAUAGUAUGCUGAACAUAUGUACAGGGGAAAUUGAUUUUGUGAUUUUGUAGAGAACAGUAUCAAGAGUGCUCUGUAAUUUUUGAGUUACACUUGUGUUGUUAAAGCUAAUGUUUAGUAUCUAUUUUUGUUCAGUCAACAAGAUAACUAUGAACUUGUUCGCAAACUGGGUAGAGGAAAAUAUAGUGAAGUUUUUGAAGCAAUAAAUGUGUCAAGUGAGGACAUGGAGAAAGUGGUUGUAAAAAUUUUAAAGGUUAGUAUUUACUUUGUCUUUGGUGUGGUGUGAGCAUGUAUGCAUUUUGCAGUGCAGUAUGGUCAACUUUAGUGGUUUACAUGUGUAUUAUGGUGGGUACAGAGACCAGGAGAUUUGUUUGUUAUGCAAGAGGCUUCUGGGUAAUUCAAGAGAGAUCUAGCAUUUAUAAUGUUAAGGUUACUAGAUGAUCAACACUACAACUGUAUCUUUUAGAAAGCAAAAAUUAUUUUCACUUUCCUACAUGUACAUUUACAGCUUUGUGUAACUAUCUAGGAAGUCAUAGCACUAUGCUUCAUCAGAUGUGUUCAGAUGUACAUCUGGAGUUUGUAAACCAUAGUUGAACACCUGUGCAGUGUUGUGCAAGGAGUACAAACAUGUUUCUGUACAAACUAUAUAUCGGAGAAAAUCCAUGAACAAGUGGAAUCCCUUAUUAGGUUUAGUCCAACAUUUCUAUUGUAACUAAAUGGAAGUAGUAAUUUUGGCAAUUUGUACAGUUUCUCAGCGUAUUUUUCCUUUGAAUUGUUGAUCCAACACCAUUCAUGUGCCAAUCAGCUAAGAACUUUGUUAUGCCACGUAUUAGAGUUGGGGUUGGAAAGAAAAAUCUAAUUUUGGAAACCAUGGGACAUACUCCUUUAGAAAUUGGUAUUGAUCAGCAAAUGCUGAUAUGCUAAUAAACCCCUAAACACUACUAAAUAUAUGUUGUAUUUUAAAAUGAAUUUAAUACCAAAAUGAUUUAAAACUAGUUUUAAUUGCUUUCCUUUUUGUACCAGGCACAUUGAUACAAUUGUUACUACCAGUAGUUGUAGAUAUAAUAACCUGAAAUCAUUUUAAACUGGCAGCUGCCAGUGAACAUUCCAAUUUAGAAGGGUCUUGGGUAAAAAAACAGACGAGAUCAGCCUUUACUCCUAACUAGAUGAGUCAAUAGAAAACUUUUGAUGAUUUUUAAAUUCUGUGAUGCAUUGGAAUUUCACUUUGAGACUACACAGUAAAAACUUUUACUGGAUGCCUGCAUGCUCCUGUUGGAUAAAGGAUGCAAUUUCCAAACUGUUCUUUUUUCAUCAGUUAAGAAACAUUUUGAGCAAGAUAUUGAUUAGUAAGAAGGAAGUAAUAUGUGAACUUUACAAUUACAUGUAGUUUAAAUUAUUACACAGGAAGCAGUAAGAAUAGUAUUGUACAUGUAUGUACAUGGUUAAAUCUUGAAACCUUACCACUUGCAGCAUCAAAUUGUAAUUGGAUUUAACCAUGUUUCGAUUCCAGCCAGUUAAAAAGAAGAAAAUCAAGAGAGAGAUAAAAAUUCUAGAGAAUCUGAGGGGAGGGCCCAAUAUUAUUAAUCUUCUGGAUGUUGUCAAAGAUCCUGUGGUAUGUACAGUAUUUUUGUAUGAUAUGUGUUGUAAUAAAUUGUUUAUAAAUUUUUAGCAUGUCUUCAUGUUAAUAAUUUGCAGUUUUAAAUGUCCAGGUAAAGCAGGAGUAUAUGUACAUGUACAUGAAUUAUCUCAAACCACUUUCUUUGCUUGAGGACUAUAAUUGUGUAUCUAGGGCAAAGACAAAAAAAUAUAAAUCAAACUGCUGAAAAGUCAUUUUGACCUUAAAUUUAUUUGGGACCAAAACACAUGCAUGUCUAGUGUGGUUAUAAUUUUUUCAUAGUUUCAAAACAUUUUUAAACAUAGGUAAAAAAACCUAAACCAAAACACACACUAUGUGCAUGUAUGUUCAUCUACAUUUUCUGCACAGGUUACUUGAUGUAUGAUUUAAGUUUCAAAGUUGAUAGAUUGAGUACUCAGUCAUUUAAACACAAUUCUAUAGAAGACUUACUUGAAAAGUGCAAACAGAUUUCACAGUUACAGGGUGGUGAAAUUGCGCCUAAUACAGGCGCCAAUGCGACUAAAUUUUUCACUUUGGCGACCAAAUCCUGGAAAUUAGUCGCCAAAUUGGCAACUAGAAUUUUUCAUCAUAACCUUACCAAGAGACAUAGUGAAUUAAAAAGAUUUGCAAAGAUAAAUCCGCGGCAAACUUCCUCGUUAAGAUUGUUUCCAAAACGCAACACAUGCAUCUCGAUCGAUAACAAGACGCCAUCUUGGAUUUAGGUGAGCUUUAAUGUUGUAUAUUGUCCAUCCUAGUGUCCACUUUGUGGCACUUUAAAGAUCUUUUCCCAAAUUUAAUUUUGGAGGGUCUAUAUAGAAAGCCGACAGCUUAAAAAAAGGUUAUGUUUGUCUUUGAAAAUGGGGACCAACUUUUUUCCACUUGGCUACCACUUUGAAGAAUUUAGGAGCCAAGUGGCUAUCAGAAAAAAAGAUUAAUUUCAUGCCCUGAGUUACAUGUAUGUCAACACAUUUCUAUAUGUAUAUGUAUUUAUUCUUGUGACAUACAUUUUCUAAAAUGUGCUUUUUUGACAGUUUACAUAUUAUUUAUUUCAACAGUCCAGGACACCUGCAUUAGUUUUUGAGUAUGUAAACAACACAGAUUUUAAGGUGAGUUAGAACAGCAUUUACCUUGAUUAAACUGAUAAAUAUCAUUAAUGUAACUUCCAUGUAAGUUUUAAGCAUACUGUAUAUAUAUGUGAAUAAUCACAAAUUUGUCUACUUUUCUCAGCAACUGUACCAGAAAUUUACUGAUUAUGACAUCAGAUUCUACUUAUACGAACUCCUAAAGGUAAGUAUACAAAAAAACUUGUACCACUUCCAGUUUACUUAAUUGAUAAUAUUACAUGUAAGAGAACUCCAACUUAAAGUGAUUCCCCUUGUUCUCCUCUCAAGAAAUUUAACAGUGAUAACUGGGACCUUUUUGCAUACUUGUAUUUCUAUUUUCCUUGAAGGUACAAGCUUUCAAGGCCUCUUAGGAGCAUGUUCAAAGGAGCCAAUUAUUAAUUUCUUUUUCAUGUCAUUCCACUGUAAGCUUUGAGUCUGGUGCAGAAAUUAAAUACAAAGCUACAGUACUAUAGAGUGAAUGAUUUUUAAAUAAAUGUAUAGGAGGACAUGUAGUACUUAACCACUUGCAUCAGAUCACAAGAACCCCAAACUAUGAAGAUUUCUUAUGUCCUUGUUAUGUUAGGUAAAGGGUUCCUUGCUCUGUAAACAUGAUUCUUACAAACAAUUAUCAGAUGAGGUUUUUUUGAUAUCCAAAAUAAUCAGGGUGGAGGUAGGCCAAUAACCCUUACUGAGACCUUGAUUAUUCUGGAUAUCUCAAAAACUGUAUCUAAUAAUUGUUUUAUUAUACAUCGAACAAAAUAAAAUUGGUUGAGGACAGUAUGUGGAACUGACAAUUUAUUUCUAAACAAGUGAAAUAUACAAAUCAGCAUGCAACAGAAAGUGUUUGAACUUGACAUGAUUACAUACCCUUAGAAAUCAUACACUGUGGUCAUGUGAUUGCCUGUGACCUUGAGUGUCCUUGACAUGAUUGUUGAAUAAUCUGCAGCUGGAUGACAUCUCAGGCACUGAUUUUGAAGAUUCACUACAUGCUUUUGGCCGAUCAGAAAAGAGAUAGUGUGUUGAAUGAAUAAUAAUCUUGUUUAUUGCAAACACAGGCAUUGGACUAUUGUCACAGUAUGGGGAUAAUGCACAGAGAUGUGAAGCCACACAAUGUUAUGAUUGACCAUGACAAAAGACAGGUUUGUAUUGUUUUUUCUCUUUAGUUAAUAAUUAUAUAUUUGUCGACUAUAUUUCUCUAUUAUCAUUAUCAUUAUUGUUAUCAUUAGGCCUUUUAUUCCCAUCACUUUUUAGCUUUAUGCUGUGGUUUAAAUCAUGUGCUAACAAUUAUCUUUCUUCUGUUUUCCUAUAUGUUUUUUUUUUUCUCAUUUUCUUCUGUGUCAUCAGUUACGAUUGAUAGAUUGGGGCUUGGCAGAGUUUUACCAUCCUGGACAAGAAUACAAUGUUCGAGUGGCUUCCAGAUAUUUCAAAGGACCUGAAUUACUGGUUGACCAUCAAGUAUGUAUCGUGAAUGUCUGUUGCUUGUCUUUAGAAUACCUGCAAUUCUUAACUCAGUGCAAGUAUCUUUUACACUGGCUUUUCAUUAAGAGAAAAAUACUCAACAGUUUAUGCCUUUUACUUUUAACUUUUACUAUCAUUGUUACCUUUACUUCUGUGUCAGAUUCCCCAUAUGUUUCCUCUUUAAUGUGGCUUUGAACUCACAGUUUUAAAAAAUUCAAUGAUGUCCAUUUGUUUGUGAUUUCAGGAAUAUGACUAUUCCUUGGACAUGUGGAGUUUUGGUUGUAUGCUGGCCAGCAUGGUGAGGGACUAAUUGAUCAUCAAACCAGUAGGCUACACAUGUUCCACUUUGUGAGAUCAUUGGACAAGAGUGAAUGAAAUUGUUACACAAAAACUGUUUUCUGACUAGUGUGAACACUUCUGUAAGCAUAGAAAGCACAGAGUACUCAGUUAUCAUGCACAGGAUUACAGUGUUCAUUGCAGAAUUUCCCUCCAAAAACAGAGGUCAUAUUAUAGUGUAAAGCUGUAUAUACACUCUUAUAGGGCUACAGUGGGUUUAUCAAAACAAAUAAGGCUUUUAAAUAUUCAUGUAUGUAUGUUUGGGACUGAUUUGCUACUCUAGAGUUUUUCCUCUGAUCGAUGGGGGAAGGAGGGAACUUUAUGUCCAGAGUUUUAACAGCAUGUUCAUAUGUUUUACAUUGAGUAAGUUGUAUUAUUAAUUAAGAUGAUUAAUUUUCUAAUUAAUUGUCACCCUGAAACAGAUUUUCAGAAAAGAACCUUUCUUUCAUGGGCAUGACAACUAUGACCAGGUAAUGUGUUUUCUUGUUCUUUAAUUAAUUUACCUAUUUGUUGCUUGCAGUGUUCAAUAAUAGAUACUUUCUAGGUGUGCAUAACAGAUGAAAAUAGUACUUUUGAAGCUUGAUGACAGGAGACGCCUCAGAUGUUUAGGAAACAUAUAUAGCCUUAAUUUCCUCCCUCUCGGUCCAGUUAAAAAGGAAAGGAAAGGGUAAAAAUUUUACCCUUUCCUUUCCUUUUUAAUGCCUCCACUGCUUUAAUGAAGGGAUUUUAAAAAAUGGAUAUUAUUUUACUUUUUUAAUUUAGAUGACCUCUACCAAAGUGUUGGUUUUUAUUGGUACUUUAAACAUCUAGAGAUAUCCAAAAUGUUUUGGAUGUCUGUGUCUGUAAAUGAUGUGUGAUUUUUAUUAUUGAUUUUUAUUUAAUUUUCUCUUCCUCCAGCUUGUCAGAAUUGCCAAAGUGAUAGGAACAGAUGAGCUGUUUGAAUAUAUCGAGAAGUAUCAUAUUGAAUUAGACCCAAGAUUCAAUGACAUCUUAGGGAGGUUAGUUUUGUUUAUGUUUGGCUGGCGUUUUGGGCGUUAUCGUUUGGCUUAUAGUAUUUAACCCGUCACUUACGAGAUCCAGUAACAAUCCUCUGCAAUGUCUGCCACACACUUUAAAUUCGUUUUUCAAACAAACGCCCCGUUUCUUUAUAAUGAAUUCAAUUCUAGAUCUAAACAUUUGGUCUAACCUCUUAGAGUGUUUGUCUCUAAUUUCCCCUUACAGUGUCUCCCUUAAAUUAAAUGAAAAGGUCAUGAUAAUAAAGGAAAUGAUCACCGGUUUAAGAAGCCCCAGAUUUUCAAACAUAUUCUAGCGAGCAUCAUCGAAAAUGUGGAAAGAAUAGUGAGGAGAAUGUGAAGUCUUAUUUUUGGGUGAAAAGGGUUAAAUCAAACCAUACUCUUAGUCGCUCGUCUCGAGCUUUGGACAAAGAACAAACAAGGCGUCCCACGCUACGUGUAGGAUUCGAACGUCAGACCAUCUGGUCCGAGGAGUUUCUAUCAUGGUAUGGUACUCAACCACCGAACUGAUUGUUUAACCUAAUGUUAUGCCAUGGAUCAAUAUCCCCUCCGGGAGUGUUGGUAACACUAUUUGUCGCUUCAUUACACAAAAACGGGGCGUUUCUAUGAGUCAAAUCCAUGUGCAGACAUAGCCGUCUUGUUCUUUUAUGUUUUACAUCAGCAUAUUCAAGUUUGUUUGUUGUUUUGUCGUAGACAUUCAAGAAAGAGAUGGGAAAGAUUCACGCAUUCAGAGAAUGAACUUCUAGUGAGCCCUGAAGCAAUUGACUUGCUGGACAAGCUCCUAAGAUACGACAUUGCGGUAUGCCGAAACAAUAAACACACUGCAUGUACAUGUAAAAAAAAAUUUCUUGCGUCUGCAUCAAAGAAAAUAUGCUCCCGAAAUUUUCCGUUAUUGUGGAAAUUGCAUAUCCCCUUUCUUUUUCCCGCCUGAAUAUCACCGAAGUCGAGAAUGUACAUGUAAAGAACUACGCGUGCUCUCUGUGCUCUUUGCCCUUUGCUCCUUUUAAACGAUACCCCAUCGGCUGCAUCACGGGCUCAGGUUACGUCAAUCCGAGCCAAAGUCAUAAUCGGAGUCUCACGAGUUGUUUUUCCGUCAAUUGUAAGAAGUUCUGUUCGUAAUAAAAUCGAUGGUCAGCGUCGUAGACAACAACCUCAUUGUCACCCGAACUGUUAGACCACACGAUCAGUCAGCUAUAUUAAUGAUUAUCAAAAUGGUCGUUCCUCUGCGUGUGGCCAUAUGAUCAAGCUGAUACCAGGGAGAACGUGACCAAAAUUCGAUUUCAUGAGUUUUUGGUCUGAUUGAUUAUCUUGUCAAUAGGAACGCUUGACCGCAAGGGAAGCCAUGGAACAUCCGUACUUCCGUAAGUAAAUUUGUAGUGUUUUCAAUACAUUUUGUAAAAUUAAUACGUAGAAAAUGGUCCUAAGGCAUCUUGUGGGAGCUGCAAUAUAUCAGGCGGUUUAAUAUGGCAUAGGAGUGAUGGUUCAAUAGGGUCAGGUUCCCUGGUGUUUGGCCAUUACCCCUUCAUACUCAGUUUGAAAAAGACAAUUAAAGUGAUAACGAUAAUGCCCAAGAACUCAACACAAUGAUCUCACUAAGGUUUCGAAGCCGGACAUUUUGAUGCGUUGUCAAGAGCGCCAAACAUUGUGUUCAUCGCAUCUUUCGCAAAAGAAGCGCGCGUUGGAUAUGAGAUGGUUAAAAGGCCGUAGCGCUGAUUUGGCUUUAACCAUUCUCGUAUCUAACAAGCGCGAAUGGAAUAAUUAUUUCAUUAACUUUCAUUAAAACCUGAAUAUUUGGAAUCUUUUUUCAGCUCAGAAACAGUUGGUACAAUGCAUUUUCAUAUAAGGUGUCUUGGAACAUGAGCUGAUAACCGAUGUUGAAUGAACCAAUCAAAACACUAGAAAUGCAAUAUUCGUAGUUGAAGAUUUGGUAAAGAAUAUGUCCUUAGAAAAAUGAACAAUCACUCUAAAAUAAAAGUAAGUGGAGCCACACAGUGUGCUUAUAGUUACUGUGUGUGCUGUGCCUUACAGAUCCAGUGGUGAGACAGGAGCAACAGAGAUUGGCGCAGACUGUUGUGUCCCCAGUGCCUAUGCAGUCUAGCAGUACACCAACUCAACAGAUCGUCUCGCCUUUACCGUCAGCGCCAACGUCUCCGCUACCAAAUUCGACUCUUCCUGCAUGACCAGAUCAUAACUGUAACCAAACAAAAUUUGGCACAUGGGUGUAGCUGCCGUCAUAGUAAUUAAAGAGAAAAAAAGAAGAAAGAAAAAGGGAGUGUCUCUGUGGGUCAGGUUUUCAACUUUAGAUAGUUGGAUUUUGUUUCGAGUGGGGGUCGUGCCAUUUGAAGCGUUUGUAUUUGUUUUUGUGCCUACCUCAGACCUAACGGGUUGGGGAUAGUUUUCCUUCAAUCCGACUGGCAGUGUUGGCGCCUUAAUGUAGCCUCUCCGUGGUUAAGAAAACGGUACCCAGCCGCCUCGACGAAAUUUGUAGCAAUGAAAUCUUCGCUUUAGAACUGAGAAAUUUUGAAGCUUACCACUUAGGAGGACUUGUUUUAGUUUGUUGAAAUUUGUAUGAUCUUGAUAUACAGUAUGUCUGUGGGAUUUUUGUGAAUGGACGUUUUCAAUUUCAUCUUUGUGUUUGUCUUAAAUGACAGUGUUUUGGUGUUUGUUUGUCUCAAGUAAUGAUUUAAUUGUGAUCUUCUCGCGUAGAAAGGCACAACUUACACUCCAAACAAUUUACCAAUGCUACAGGUCAUUUUCCAGGAAUAUUAAAUCUUGUGUUUCAGUAGUGAAAAUCAUGUAUCAAACAAAUACCUCUGAAGGUGCUAGUGCCAUUUUACAUAAAGAUAUUUUAAAUAUUUAUAAUUUUUUUCCGAACUAAGUCGUCUAAGGUAAGAGGCGCACAAAUUUUGAAGGACAAAAGUUUUCUCCAACAGAUUUUCUUUUUGUUGUCUCAAACUUUACGUGAGAGCCAAGUCCAUCAUGCACACCUCUUUGAGAACAGGGUACAUCACUUAGAAAAGGAGUCCCGUAGUUUUGUAGAUCCUUCUCUUGCUCUUGAAAAUUUCGCAAUGAUAUUGCUGCUUAGAUUUUGAGCGUUGUAAAUUAUUGUUUUAUCAGCAGGUUUGUGUUAUUAAAAAAAAAAAAGGAGUUGUUGUCGUGUCCGUUGUAAAGCCAAGAACCUUCAGUUUCUGUAUUCACUAAAGCUUGAUACCUUUAAAGCACGCUAUUUGUUGUCUCUAGCACAGUAUUGGUUAUCCUAUUGUAAUUUGGUGCGUGAAUUGUUGAUUCUUUGUAAAAUAUUAUAUUCUUACCAAAGCAAAAAAGCGAAACUGACCUCGAACGUAGGUCUCUAUAAUAAUAAAUUUAGAGUGUUGU